CACUAGGCUUACAGCCAGGGAUGAUGUGCUACUGCUGCCACUGCCACUGCCACUGGCACCGCCGCUGUCAGCGGCUGCCCUGUGCCCUCGCACUGUUACUGCUACUGCCACUCGUGGCCUCUGAGGGCCCAAACCGCUGUGAUACUAUAUACCAAGGCUUUGCUGAAUGUCUCAUCCGCCUGGGGGAUGGCAUGGGUCGAGGAGGCGAGCUACAGACUGUCUGCAGAUCCUGGAAUGACUUCCACGCCUGUGCCUCUCGGGUCCUGUCAGGCUGCCCAGAGGACGCUGCUGCAGUGUGGGAGUCACUGCAGCAAGAAGCUCGCCGUGCCCCACACCCGGAUAACUUGCACAUCCUCUGUGGUGCUCCCGUAAGUGUUCAGGAGCGGAUUGCUGGCCCAGAGACCAACCAGGAGACACUACGGGCCACAGCUCCUGCACUGGCUCCAGCCCCAGCCCCUGCGUUGCUCGCAGCUGCUCUGGCGCUUGCCUGCCUCCUGGGGCCUCUGGCCUAAACAGUCUGGUUGGCCAGCCAACAGUGCCCUUGCCUCCCACCACUGCAUGCAGUGGCCGCCAUGUGAGCUCUGCAGUGUGCACAGUUUUCAUUAAAGGUAUUUAUAUUUGCACCA
Molecule: messenger RNA, 626 nt
Organism: Mastomys coucha (southern multimammate mouse)
Lineage: Eukaryota; Metazoa; Chordata; Mammalia; Rodentia; Muridae
Gene: Nrn1l
Product: neuritin 1 like
Exons: 3
Coding region: 21-512 (163 amino acids)
Biological process (GO): nervous system development; neuron projection extension
Cellular component (GO): plasma membrane
Source: RefSeq, a predicted model, not a curated record